This is a messenger RNA of Chara braunii, 2161 nucleotides long. Lineage: Eukaryota; Viridiplantae; Streptophyta; Charophyceae; Charales; Characeae. The record is from the annotation of a GenBank genome assembly.
GACUAUUAUCAAUCGUCCGGUCCGAUCAUAUAUUCGGUGAAAAGGCCCGUUAGAAACCUGUUCAGUGUGAGGGGCACGGCCGUGAAGAUGGUUGUUUUAUCGGCCGAUUUUGUCCUUUUGAAUUUGCUUCAUCUUAUUCUGCUCAUCGUUUUCCAAAAGCACGGUAAAGAGCGUGGUGCUGACGGUAAAAUGACGACGAAGUGGUACAGGAUUACGAACGAGAUGUUUGCCGUGAUGUCUCCGCUUCUAGUCUUCUUCCUGGUCUUCUACAAUAAUCAAGCGUAUAAUCGUUACAUGGAGCAGUUCUUCAUCGCCAGGAAACUGGAGGGUAAAGUCAAACACAUCACUAAUCGACUUCGCGCUUAUUUUCGCCACGAUCCCUUUCCUGGGGCCGAGCAAUCCAUGCGCGAAAUGCUCAGGACUGUUAUCGUCGCCCAUUACUGCCUUUACUUCCGUCUUCCGCGAUACAGCCUGCGGCAGAUUCACGAAUGGGGCUGGGACUACCUGCGCAAGUACGGACUUGUCAAGAAGGAAGAGUACGCGGUUUUGGUCGCCAAAACCGGACCUGAGAUUAUGGGAGAGACUCUUGCGUUCUGCUUGGAGCGAUUAGGUCAGCACGUGCGGUACGGACACAUCGACACCCUCACUUUCAACGCUUUCGAGCAGGAUUUGCACGUCAUGGCCGGCUUCAUUAUGUCUAUCACCGCUUACGCAAACAAUCCGGUUCCGUUCGCGUACUACCAUUUAGCGAAUCUUCUGACGCUGGGCCAGCUGGCCUUGGUGGCGUACGCUUUCGUGUUCUUAGACAGUUACCUGACGAUUAUAGUGUUUGCAUUGCUGACGACGGCGCUGUUAGGGCUAAGAGAUAUGAGUUGCGCGUUGUCGGAUCCAUUUGGAGUUGACGACACCGAUUUUCCAACCAUAGUGCCGACGGCAAGGUCCCACGUGGGCAACGAAGCGCUGCUGAGCCGAGACAGCGUUUUUGGAAACGCAGCUCUGCCGGGCAAUCCCCCCUCUCCUUCUCCUCCUCCUCCUCGUCAUCCUCCUUCUCCUCCUUCUCCUGCUUAUCUCAAUUCUCCUACUUAGUCUCCUCUCCUCCCGCCAAUGAUGAUGGUUCUUUGGGGCCUCGAUCCACUAUGUCUCCAAAUGUGAGAAGUGGGAAUGAAUCUUCCUCUAGAACACGGAACGAUGCAUCGCCAUAUUUGUUUUGUCUUUUCUACAGGUGGAGAGUAGUGUACAGAGAGGCCCUUAGUCUUCCUUCCUUCCCGCCAAAAUUAUCAAGAAGGAAAGGUGUGUACAGAGGCCCUUAGUCUUCCUUCCUUCCCGCCAAAUUAUCAAGAAGGAAAGAUUCUUGACAUAACAUAGAUAAAUAGCAGGAUAAGACAGAUAGAUAAUAGACCAAUAAGGUAGAUAUACAGUUAGAUAGAUAGAUAGAUCAGUAUAUAACUAGAUAGAUAGAAAUAGACUAGCACAGAUAGAUAGAUAGAUAGAUAGAUAGAUAGAUAGAUAACUAGAUAGAUAGAUAAAUAGAGUGGCACAGAUAGACAGAUAGAUAGAUAGGUAGAUAGAUAUAAAUAGAUAGAGAGAUAGAUAGAUAUAAAUAGAGAUAUUGAUAGACCAGUGGAUAUUAACUGGAUAGCUAGGUAGAUAUAAAUAGACUGGCUGGAAGAUACGUGGAAAGACGGACCCAAUUUAAGAGGGACUGUGGAUUUUAGGUGCGGAGAUAAGGGGUGUAUCGUGAUGACUGUACCUACCGGCAGUAGACCGAUGUAUGCGGAUGUGUAGUUGACUAGAUACUUAAAAUUCAUUGAUUAAGUUGACUAGAUACUUAAAUUCGUUGCUAAAGGGAAUCCUCCCAUGUACCCACCUACCGACGUCGCCACCAACACUCAUCACAUACAUAAAACACUGCCAGCACUCGUGUUGCCUGACAGAGGGUGAUAUGAGCAGCAGCCCCCAGUAGCGCCCUCGUUAGGUGGCUCCUGUCUAUUGGUGGGGUGCGGCACCUGCUGGAAACUGGGUCCAGCGUCCCAAGUAAUCUGCUCUGAGGUCUCUCUGUAUCGUUCCAAUUUUGAUGGAUGUCCCAAAGGACCGUCUUGAAGUGGUACCAGAAGUUUAUUACUUCUUUUUUUUUUUUUUUUAAUAAAGAAGCUUAUUACAG